Molecule: messenger RNA, 872 nt
Organism: Oryza brachyantha (malo sina)
Lineage: Eukaryota; Viridiplantae; Streptophyta; Magnoliopsida; Poales; Poaceae
Exons: 1
Coding region: 95-445 (116 amino acids)
Source: RefSeq, a predicted model, not a curated record
CUCGAUUCAAUUGCUACUACUUCUUCACAUCUCCAUUCGAUCUAGCUAAGUACGUAGCUCGCUCUCUCGCUCGCCAUUUUCAACUAGCUAGCCGAUGGGUUCUUGGGUGCGCACCAUCACGUCGCCGUUCAGGAAGGCGCGCACCAUCCUCAACCAGCAGGGCGGCGGCGGCGGCAACAGCGGCAGCAUCACCGCCGGCGGCAGCGACGAGCAUCGCCACCACCGCCCCAAGAAGCAGCGCCGCCACUCCUCCUCCUUGUCAUCCUCCGGCACGCCGUCAGCUACGGCGGCAGGCAGCGGCGACGUGGAGGUGGUGGAGGUCGCCCGGUCGUCGCAGCUCUACGGCGACGUCAUGGCCUGCGCCUACGAGGACGUCCAGGUCAUGUGGUCCAUGCUCGACAACAAGGCCAGGCUCUGCACCACCGCCGCCGCCGCCGCCUCCUGACGCCGGCCGCCGUAGCAUGAACAACGCACGGCCGACACGAUCCAUCCGCCCUUUGCAUUGGCAUGGAGAUCGAGAUGGGAUCGAGUACAUAUCAUUUGCAAUUUGCAGCGAAAAUUAAUGCAGCAUUAGCACUAGCACCACUAGUCCCCAUUUGAUUAUUGUUGUUCUAAUCAAUCUCCAUUUUCAUUUUUGUGAUCGAUCGAUCGACACAAGCAUGUUACUGCUCGAUCAGAUCACGUACUCCACUACGGUCGAGUCUUUCAAAUCCCCAUUAUUACAGGCAAAGCAAGCACUGCACACUCUGAUAUGUGCCCCUGCUUAAGCUGUGAUUAAUGGAGAGAUUUAAUCAAUUUAAUCGGCAACUUCUUCAGUUCCAACUGCACCCGCAUGUUCUUUAUUAUUGCUUUCGAGGCAGCCAUGUUCUCUU